UGGACAUUCAUGAAGAGCGCCAUCUCUUGUUCGGAAGAGGAAAGCACUUAUGUCGUCUUGUUCAAAAUCUGCGAUGUUUUUGUCAAGUGGGAUCCUUUCCGGUGAAAUCUUAUUGGUAGAGUGAUUUGUUAGUGUUUGAACUGAUGAAGUUUUGAUUUCAUUUAUGUUUGUGCUUUACAUUUGUCAGCUUAUUUCCGUAUACAGUGCGAUGCAGGACGGAGCCGUCGGAGGUACCACAUCACUCAGUCACCGGUGAACGCGUAUUUCACGAAGUCGCUCAAACUCGAACUUCGUCAGCUACAAUUUGAGUGACACAACAAGUCAACAGAUCGAAGUGAAACUCGAAGAACUAAAAAAUAAGUCAAACAAAAUUAUAAUGGCAGAUCUUUCCUGUACACCAAGUUCAAGGCGUCGUCGAGAUAUGUACAAGAAGACAACUCCAUCAUGGAAAGAUGCUUACAGAAAGAGGUGCUUUGACAGGCUACGUGGGAGCCGGGAGACCCUCCUGCAAAGGUUCCGAGGAACCUCACCAUGUUCUUCACCGUCUACCUUGAGCCCAUGCUCCAGGAUCAGCAGCAGCCCGGGAAGUCCCAGUCUGAUGGUUGCAAGGGUCAUGGAGGAGGAAUGGCGGCAACUGAGAAUGGAGGAUCCUUCUUUUGGGCUCAUAGAGGAAGAACUAGACUUGAGAGAGGAGCUUCAGGAAGAACUCAUAAAAGAAGAGAUGAGCAUGAUAACCGAGUAUGAAGCAAGUUUGAGACUGGAGGAAGAGCAGUUACAAGCUACUGUAGAUCAUUUUACCGAAGGAUCUGUCGUCUGCCCCCUCUGCCAAAGAAACUGGUUGUUGAUAAACCAAGGCAUCAUAUUUUGUUCCUGUGGGUUAAGAAUUGACACGGCUCAAGACAGUCUCAAUCUAGAGAACGUAGGGCAGAGUCUGGAGCUAGGUGUCAGUCAACACAGCGCCCUCUGUCCAGUAACGCCGGUCUUUGCUCUGAUGGACCUUGAAGGAUUACACAACCUUGUCAUGUCUUGUGAGUCCUGUGGAUUUCUUCACAUUGUUAUAUAAAGCUUCUUGAUGGGAACGGAGAAGUCACCUGCAGCUGAGAAUGCAAUUCACUGAGAACCAGAAGGGCUGUUGACUGUUGCUAUUAAGCUAACACUUUUCAUUUACAAUUUGCAAUUUUCGAGGAAUGAAUUACGGGAUAAGUGAGAAAUUAUCAGCUGUCUUUACAGUGAUACGGCAUAUGAUACUGCAAAAUUUGCUCUGGUCUAAGGGCAAAGGGUUGGAGUUAGGAUUGUGAUAGAGUUUUUUGUUCAGAAUAAUGUGAAGAUAAGGAUUAGGGUUUUAGUUUUUGAGGUUAGUUUUUAGGGGUUUGUCUUAACGUGCAGAUUUUCGAUCGGAGCAAUUGUCGCUAGAGAAAAUUUCAUGGAACAGUCUUUAUAGGCUUGUUCACAGAUGGAACAAGGUACUGAUGUAUGUAUACAAAUUCAAUGGGAUGUGAGGCAAGAAAAAAGUGCUGUCCGUCACGAACACACCUCGGGCUCAUUGUCACCCAGGAGAGCUGUGAACCAAACAUUAGCAAUUAGAAUCCAUUUGUCCUACUUUUGUGGGGUAUGACAAGUUUAUUUCCCUAAUUGCAAAUUUAAUUUAAUGAGGUACAGCGUCACACUUUAUUGACUCUUUCCCCUUUCAAUCUGACAAUCCAUAAUUCUUAAGAUUACAUGUCAUUCAUAUAUGAGCAGAAAUAGAAAUAAUAAUCCUUAUUUUCCAUAUUUUUCAGUGCAGUAUACGUUUCUUAAAAUCCCUCAUAAGAGUGAUUUCAUUGAAGGUAAUCACUCUGUGUGUAUGUUGGUGAUGCAUUAAACUUUUAUUAAUCUGUUUUCUUGAUGCAAAUUCAUCAUAUUUUCUCUCAAAUUUGGAAGAAUUUGUUUUCAUGAUCGUGUUAAGUGCAAUUUUUUCUUUCAUAGCAUGUCGGAUUAGAAAAUGAAAUUAAUAAAUGUAAUUUAGCAAAGGAAUGCUCAUUACUGCAAUUGCGAGGAAAUUCUUCUGCUGUGGUAAUAUGACAAAGUUUGUUGCAGAUUAUUGAUUUGACUGAAAUAUUUUUUAUUACAAAGUCAAACUCGAGGAACUGCAGUGAGCAAUGAUUUCAAGAAAAAUCUUUAAAUAACAUGAAUUUCAACAUCAACCUAGAUCUACAUGUGUAGAUUUAGCAUGUCCCGACAUGGAUUGAGCAAAUAAAAACAUUUUGGAAGAAAGAAACGCUGGCUGAGAUUUAAUUAUGAUUCCUGUGGCUAUCAUCCAACAAUCAGAUAGUUUAGUAGCCAACGUGUUUACACCCUUCUGGCUUUUGUGAUGUAUCUUGUGUAUAAAUGUGAGUAAUCAUUAGACAGGUUUUGUCACAUGUAUUUAUAUCUAGCAGCAGUGCACAUUUUAGAAACAGUACUACAUGUAAAUAAUAAAGCAAUGCAACUUUUUUUUGAAGUGGUAGGGAGAGAAAGAUGUAAAAUGAUUAUGGUAUUGCUCCCAAAUGUUGAAUUUUAAAUGCAUAUAACAUUUAUGCCAAUAGGCAAAAUGAUUCUUUACAUGUGAAUCAGUUUACUGUGUAUACACAUCGACUGCAUGCAUGUUUUGUAAAAUCCAUUAGUCCAUGAUGAACGAACACAUGUAUUUUAGGCUUUGUGAAGUUUAGGACUUCAUGUUUUAUAUAUUUCGGAUUGUGUAUUAGAAUGAUUUCAGAAUAAGAUUGUCCCCCAUAAUAAUAUUGUCCCCCCCCCCAUAUGAAUGGAUGACAAUGUUCACAUACUAUUCAUUCUUCAGCUAAGGCUAAAAAAACAUUGCUUGCUGUAUGAAAGAGGGGGAAAAUAGGGUCUGUUUGUCUAUUUUCCUUUUUAAAGAUCUAGUGUUAGGCAUGAUGGGAAAGAGCUCCUAAAUCGUUCGAUUAUGGAGAUCGAAGGUUGUUUGGGCACAAGUGUCCUUUCGUUACAAUGUGGACAAUGUUCUACCGCCAGUAUUCAUUUGUUUUUUAUGUGGAAAAAAUGUAUGAGAAUUAGUGUCGGUCGGCACACUCUUUUUUGUUGACAAAUUUGAAUGAAAAUUUGUUUGCAGGUGUAACUAGGGUUAUGGCAAUCAAUUUUCCACCCUCAAUACUGACUAAUAUUUCAUGUUCAGUGACUAGGGAGAAAGAAUUCGAUCUGGCAUGACACUUUUCUUUGGACCCUAGCAAGUUUGGAUUAAGUUGUGAUAUAAAUGGGGUGGAUUUUUUUUAAAUCUUCAUGUAUGUCUGAAAGGCUUAAACCUUCAAGUCUUCCAUAUUACUUUUCACAAAAUCAUGAAAGAAGAUGGGGUUGUCCAGUAUUGUUUUCAGUGUCGCAAUGUUCCAAUGCAAAAAAAACAAAACAAAAACAUAUGCUCAAACUAACUUGCGAUCUGCAGGUAAAUAAAAUCUUGUAAAUGUGUAUAUUAAGCAAUUUAUUUCUUCUGUAAAAUUCCUAUUACUGAGGGAAAAUACGCCAUGUCUGGGAUUCGAACCCACAAUCCACCAGACCACGAUGCGUCUACUCAGGUUGAAAUCAAAUGUAAAUUCUUAUUAACAAGCAUCUCUCUGAAUGUGAAGUUUAUUUUUUAUUACAACAAGGCUCAGCACCAUUCUUAGUGCUCAGAUACUACAAGAGCAAUAGCCAACAAAUGUUAAUGUUAAAGCGCCAUGAGCACCGAAAUGUGGACCUGUGCGCUAUAUAAGUAGCCACCAUUAAUAUUAUUAUUUUAUUAUUAUUAUUAUUAAUAAAUGUGCCUUAUUACUUCAACUCUCAGAAUAGCCCAGUUGCAUGGACAGAAUCACAUGAUUUCACCAAGAUGUCAUGAGCUAAUCUGUAUGUGUAACUUGACUCAAAACUCUUUUUUUUAAUGUGACUUUUUUUUGGUGCUUGCUCUUUAUAAAACCCAAUUGUUCAAGCUCUUUGUAAUCAGGCAAUGAGAAAAAUCUCUUGCCAAUUUUUUAUUAUAUGCCCGUCCUAGACGGGACGUAUUAUGGUAUCACACUCGGUGUCUGUCCGUCCAUUUACUUUUCCUUGUAAACGCGAUAACUUCAGUUUGACUUAACCUAUGCUCAUAUAAUUUGGUGUGUAUGUUACUAGCAUAGAUCCCAGCAAUUCUAUUGAUUUUGAGGUCAGAAGGUCAAAGGUGAAGUCGCCACCUUCCACUUUUCUUGCUUGACCAAUAACUCCAUUUUCCACGUUACAGGCGGGCGUAUUAUGUGCUCGUCUUAGUGACACUCUUGUACAAUAUGUACAUGGAACGUUGCUUGAGCUUCUUUAUGUUAAUCGUUGUGGAGCUGUGUCUGAAUGAGUUCCAGUAUAUGAGUUUGUUUUAACUUAGAGCACACAAACCCAAGAGUGUAUGUCUAUGAUCUUGUGUACUAAAAAUAGUUAUAUUGUUAGAAAAAUUAUGAUUUUUAUGUAAAUCCAAAGUAUAAUUUGAUAUGACUUAUUAUGUUUGUUUCAAUUAAAAGAGUAUUUUUGUAUGCGGAAGAAGAAA
Lytechinus pictus (painted urchin) is the source of this 4531-nucleotide messenger RNA. Its product is annotated as RPA-interacting protein B-like. Bases 377 to 1063 code for a protein of 228 amino acids. The record is from RefSeq and is a predicted model, not a curated record. Lineage: Eukaryota; Metazoa; Echinodermata; Echinoidea; Temnopleuroida; Toxopneustidae. Gene Ontology annotation, cellular component: nucleus. The transcript has 7 exons. Gene Ontology annotation, biological process: protein import into nucleus.